AUGGUGGGACCUCCCGACACGAGACGACGGGACAAGCGGUGUGAAUAUCACAAAGAUCACGGUCAUGAUACGGACAACUGUUAUGCUCUGAAAGACCACCUUGAGGAAUUGGCCCAAGAUGGUCGACUCCAGCAACAUGUCCAAAAAAACGCAAUCAAAACAGUUGCCAUUCGACAGGAUUCACCUCCGCUCGGCAUCAUUCAUAUGAUAUACGGCCUUCCAACGCCACUUGCCACACACGCAAUUCAGUCAGCCCCCCAGAAGCAACGUACACCAUCGAAGCAGCCCCACGAAGCUCCGAGUAUUGUUUUCGACGAUUCCGAUCUUAUCGGCGUAACACUCCCCCAUAGUGACCCAUUGGUCAUUGAGCUACACGUGAGUCGAUCUAUCGUUGAGCACGUCCUCAUAGACCAAGGGAGCACUUCGGAAGUUAUGUAUUACGAAACCUUUAUCAAACUCGACUUCAACGAAUCAGACCUGUCUCCAGUUCCUCAUCCUUUGUUCGGCUUCAACGCAAAUCUAGAGUACCCGUUGGGGAAAAUCUCACUGCCCGUUCGAGCAGGCUCUCAAACAAUAGAUGUAGAGUUCUUGGUCAUCAAGCUCUCAUCGCCAUAUAAUCUUAUCAUGGGGCGAACUUGGUUGCAUGCUAUUCAAGACGUGCCAAGCACCUACCAUCAGCUGCUGCAUUUCCCGACCGUACACGGCAUUGAGCAAAUCCAUGGUUCACGGCAAUCCACACAAACAUGUUAUCUCCUUUCUGGAAAGACGCCUGCGAAGUCGCAGGCCAACUCCUCCAAAGUGCCAAAUCGAAACAUCCUCAACGAUGUCGGACAACUCCAUAGCGAAAAGCCACAAUAA
Molecule: messenger RNA, 858 nt
Organism: Camellia sinensis
Lineage: Eukaryota; Viridiplantae; Streptophyta; Magnoliopsida; Ericales; Theaceae
Source: RefSeq, a predicted model, not a curated record